Molecule: messenger RNA, 1451 nt
Organism: Heterocephalus glaber (naked mole-rat)
Lineage: Eukaryota; Metazoa; Chordata; Mammalia; Rodentia; Bathyergidae
Source: RefSeq, a predicted model, not a curated record
AGCCGGGGCCCGCGUGGUGCAUUGUGGGCGAUGUAGUUUCCACCGCGUCUCCCGGUUCCUCGAGCGCGAGUGAGGUGGUGAGUAGAUGGAGUGGACUUUGUCAGCUGUCUGUAAGCAGUCAAGUCGGUGCCCCUCCUGGACCUCGCUUCUUUACCUGAAUAGUUGGCUCAGGUCUUCCGGCUGGAAUGUAACAGGCUCCAGAGGCUUCCCGCUCUGUUUCCAGGUUUAGGGCCGACGACUCAUGUUGGAACCCCACCCCCCACCUCCAUCGUUGUUUAAUGAAGAGAACUCACCUGCCCUCGUUGCUGUUAAGUGGUGCUACAAAAGCAGAACCUUAAACUGUGUGUAAAGAAGAAACAGUCUCCUUUUAAAUAAUCACACUCUGCCUCCAACCUCCAGUCUUUUAAUAUUGCUGUAGAAGUAAGGGAUUUUUUAACAUCUCUGUCUGCUGCUGAUAUUGCAUAAUGAGCUUCUGUUUGUCUAGUAUUCGAAGCUUUCCUAAGCUUUGGAAGAGCAAGCCAUACCUUGGGCUAGGGCCAGAGCACUCUUACCUGUCUCUCUUUCUCACUGACUGUGGCAUCUGGAACCAACAGAAGUGGUUCUCUCUUAAAACGAUGUCGCCACAAAAUACCAAAGCAAUGAAUAUAUUGGCUGCCAAGGCCAGAUUUGUCAAAAAGGGAGAUGAAGACAGUACUAAGCGAAUUUCUUCUCAUCCUCAUCUUUUUGCUGCUGGAGCAGCUAGGAAGAGAGCAGAGAUGACUGCUCACAGUGAAGAUCACACCUUGUUACUUGAGAGGAAGAAUAUUCAACUGCCAACAAAACCACUGAAUUCAGAGGAGUGGGAUAAACUUGAGAAAGAGUAUACAGGAAAGGGCAGUUUUGAAAAGUGGAUCAGUGCACAGAUGUCUCAACAAAACAGCUCUGUAGAUGUGGUUAAAUCUCUCUUGACAUGGGUAGCAGCAAAAAACAGUGGUAUUGUAAGCUAUGAUUUAUUGGUCAAGUAUUUGCAUCUCUGUGUCUUCUAUAAGCAGACAUCAGAAGUUAUUGAUGUCUAUGAAAUCAUGAAAGCCAGAUACAAGAGUUUGGAAUCUGGGGCUUACACUCUUCUCAUCCGGGGAUUAGUCCAGUCAGACAAAUGGAGAGAGGCCUUGCAGCUAUUAGAAGACAUUAAAAAAGUCAUGACUCCUUCAGUAAGGAACUACAACGACUGUAUCCAGGGAGCUCUCCUUCAUCAAGAUGUGAAUAUAGCUUGGAAUUUGUAUCAGGAAUUGCUAAGUCAUAAACUUACUCCUAUGUUGGAAACUUUAAAAGCUUUCUUUGAUUUUGGAAAAGACAUAAAGAAUGAUCACUAUUCCAACAAGCUACUAGAUAUUCUUUUGUAUUUAAGAAAUAACCAACUGUAUCCUGGGGAGUCAUUUGCAUACAGUAUAAAAACAUGGUUUGAGAGGUAA